GACCAAUCCAGGCGCCGCUCUUGGCUUUACAAACCGGCGCCCUCUUGGAGCCCCGCCCCCCUGCAGAAGAGCUCGAUUGCCGCGGACGGGUAACUCAGCGCUUCGCUCUCAACACUUCCAUCUUAAGGCGUGCCGGCCUCUUCAGAAGACCAUGCAGAGAGCCUCACGCCUAAAGCGGGAGCUGCACCUGCUAGCCACGGAGCCACCGCCAGGCAUCACUUGCUGGCAGAACCCAAACCAAAUGGAUGACCUCCGAGCUCAGAUUUUGGGUGGGACCAACACACCUUAUGAAAAGGGCAUUUUCAAGCUGGAAGUCUCCAUUCCUGAGAGGUACCCAUUUGAACCUCCAAAGAUACGCUUUCUGACUCCCAUCUAUCACCCUAACAUUGACUCUGCUGGGAGGAUCUGCCUGGAUGUUCUCAAACUGCCACCGAAAGGUGCUUGGAGACCGUCCCUGAACAUCUCCACCGUAUUGACCUCCAUCCAGCUGCUCAUGUCGGAGCCCAACCCUGAUGACCCCCUCAUGGCUGACAUAUCUUCGGAGUUUAAAUACAACAAACCAACCUUCCUCAAGAACGCCAGAGAGUGGACCGAGAAGCAUGCUCAUCAGAGGCAAGAGGCUGAAGAGAAUGAGGAGGUGGAGAACGUUCCAGAGCCUAGUAACCCCAGAGUUACAGAAGCACCACAGAAAAGAAAAGGCUCCAAGCUGGGGAGACCGGAAAAGAGGCUUUGUCUUGAUGCUUAGGGAGUCCAUCUCAAGCUGUCACAGCUGAUAGUGGUCCACUUCUGUCAAGGCUUCUGAUAGUGCCUCGUCUCUUUUAAUGUUUUCUUGGUCUUUGAUGAGAGUGGAAUGGUUUUUCCCUUAUAAAACAGGCUUUGUGUAUUUAUGUAUACUGCAGUAGACUACUUUUCUGAAUGUGAUUUGUUGUAUUUAUCUUGUACAUAUGUAUUGUGAAAACUUUUAACCUGAAAAAUAAAUAAUCAUUUAACAUUG
Molecule: messenger RNA, 994 nt
Organism: Phascolarctos cinereus (koala)
Lineage: Eukaryota; Metazoa; Chordata; Mammalia; Diprotodontia; Phascolarctidae
Gene: UBE2T
Product: ubiquitin conjugating enzyme E2 T
Source: RefSeq, a predicted model, not a curated record